AUGGUUUUUUUACACGAACAUCCAGAAGGUCCGAAAUGGGGAUAUGCUAAAAUAGCUUCUUAUGUGCACUGUAGUAAGUCUACAGUCAUUUAUUGGAUUCAAAAAUACCGUGAAAAUAAGGAUUUAACCGAUGAAAAAAAGUCAGGUCGACCUCGCAAAACGACUAAGGCACAAGAUAAACGAAUAGUAAAGAUAGCAACAGAAAAACACAACAUUACCAGUACUGAAAUAAAAAACAAACUUGAAAAAAAAG
Messenger RNA from Rhizophagus irregularis DAOM 181602=DAOM 197198, 253 nucleotides. NCBI's taxonomy places the organism in Eukaryota, Fungi, Glomeromycota, Glomeromycetes, Glomerales, Glomeraceae. The record is from RefSeq and is a predicted model, not a curated record.